AUGGUUCCCACAAAGCAGGGUGGUGAGAAGAAAAAGAGCUGUUCUGCCAGCAAUUAUAUGAUGAUCCGAAAAUAUACCAUCAACAUUCACAAGUGCAUCCACAGAAUGGGCUUCAAGAAGCGUGCUCCUCAGGAAUUCAAAGAAACACGGAUUUGUCAUGAAGGAGAUGGGGCCUCCAGAUGUGUGGGCAUCAAUAUUAGGCUCAAUAAGGACAUCUGCAUCAAAGGAAUAAGGAAUGCUCCUUAUCAUAUCCACUAUGUUUGUCCAGAAAAACGUAAUGAGGAUGAGGGCUCAUCUAACAAGCUCUACACAUUGGUAACAUACAUCCCUGUUACCACAUUCAAAAAUCUACAGACAGUCAACAUAGAUGAGAACUAA
Molecule: messenger RNA, 378 nt
Organism: Phodopus roborovskii (desert hamster)
Lineage: Eukaryota; Metazoa; Chordata; Mammalia; Rodentia; Cricetidae
Product: 60S ribosomal protein L31-like
Exons: 1
Coding region: 1-378 (125 amino acids)
Biological process (GO): cytoplasmic translation
Cellular component (GO): cytosolic large ribosomal subunit; ribosome
Molecular function (GO): structural constituent of ribosome
Source: RefSeq, a predicted model, not a curated record